AUGCUUGCGUUUAAAAAUAUUAGCGCAAUUUUACCAACACGUCUUCCUUCAAGGCUCUUUAUUAUAAGACAAAGCUCUGCUUUCCGUCUGAUUUUAAAGAACAGAGGUCUUGCCAAACACUUAAUCGCACCAGCGGCUGAACCGCUGCAAGUCCGUCUGUCAGCGUGUGCAGGAUGUGGACUCUUUUCUAGUACACCCUUUGCGAGGUUCCUCUCCGAGAAAACAUCCAGUGAUAAAAAGGCAGAAGGAUCGUCUGUGUUUCAAGAGCUGGUUGAGUCCCGCGAGCAACCACAGACACAGCUGACGGUGGGAGCAAAAGGUAAAAUAAGUGUAUAAUAAUUGGAUAAUUUCCGUACUAUUUUCGGUAGCCUUGCGCCCCAUUCGAAACUUAAUCUCUGGGAAGACCGAGUGCGAGCUCCAGCUCUGAAAUCCUUGUUCUGACCCCCAGCUGUGUAUCAAGAUUUGCGCAUGCACCAUGGUUGGCUAAAAAUGACACUUUUUCAUUGUGGGGUUGGGUUGGGGGGGGGGGGGGUGAUCAGGUUGAAGGGAAAUUCAAAGUGCACCUCCAGUUAAUUAUUGUGUCUGUUGGGGGACCAGAACAAUGAUUUUGGUGCUGCUUCGCAGAUGUUACCAACCUGGGUUUAGAUUAUGCCUGUGACGCAAGCUACAUUUGCGAACAUACGGUUGGCAUUAAAGUUUGGGUCAGUCUCACUUGCUUAAAGCUGUGUGCAUCAUUCUAGUGUAGUGACUUUGCCAACGUCUUGAGUAACAUCAGCUAUUGUGAGAAUAUGUUAGAGGACCUUGAAUAACUAUAACAGAGAUCCAAAAGCCCCGUCAUUGGAUAUCACAACAAUCACAUUGUAGAUUAAACCUGCUAUACUGCAGGUCUAGAAUAAUGAUAAAAAUUCAAUAUCCCAAAUUAAAAUUAAAUUACCGAAAUACUGCUUCAAAAAUACCUCAAUAUUGCAAACCCUGAUGUCGCCCUCAGAAAAGGUAUUUCUUUUUGAAAGUUUUACAUGUAUUUGUGUGGUUCCUUUUUGGUGUGAAAUCGUAAAAUUAGCAUCAUCAAAGGAUGUGGAAAAAGUAGUCGACUUUUUCAACCUCCUUUGGAAAAGCAAAUUGUUUUGAAUUAUCAGGAGGUUUAAAAAAUAUUUAAAAAGUGAGGGCUCGAGAAAUCAGGAAUCUACUGUAUUUAAACUAACAAUGAGGGCGGGCAUUUUAUGGAGGAAUGUUACUUUUUUCAUAUGAAGAUGCAAACGUCUGGCUCUCUUAGAUGCAAUCUUCAAAGUGCUAUAUAUUGUCUGUGUUUUUAAAAAUUGCACCCAUUCGUGUUCUCCUAUUUUCAUUGUAAUCUCAAUUAUUUUGAUUAAUAUACUCUGAUUCCAGUUGUUCAAGCUGGAAAAGAUGUAAGCUACUUUGGUAUUAUUCUUAUUGGCUUUGCAAUUACUGGUAAGUUCUCAAUUUAUUUUUAUAUAAUACCGCAAUUUUCAGUGUUUGGUGUGUUAAAAUUAACCAGUAGAACUUAAUUACACCAAAUCUAUUGACUUGAUUUAAAAUUACAUUCAAUUUGCAUCCCUAUUGGCAGUAUAUUAAUAUUUGCUGUGGUUUAUUGACAUGUAACAAUACCCCAUAAUUAAUGAUAAUAAAUAACAACUGAAGUGGAAGUGGCUAGUCAUAGAAAUUUAUUGAGUCAUGAAGCAUAUGCUAAAACAGUGAGAUAAUUAAACACAAACAUGAUGAUUUUUAACUCAUUUAUUGCUGGCAAAAUUACAAUUUUGGUGCGCAAAUGGCCAAAUGGCUAACAUGUUUUCUUGCCGGCAAAUAAAACUUUUGAAAGCAUUUAUUUACCUCUUGCGGGGCCAUUUCUUCUUGUUAAUCUUUCUGUAUUUGAAACUAUUCUAUAAAAAACCGUUUUAAUUUACUUUGAAGCUUAUUUAUAAACAUGUGAGCAAAAUAAAGUAGCUAAGGACUAAAUUUGCUUUUAAAAACCAAAAAAACUUUUUCAGUGGUUUUAUCGAUAUGUGAAGGUUAAACCUACUAAUACGUUUUACCUGUAAAACCUGUAAACUGAAUUUUGUCACCCUCCUGGCGUUUUCAUGAACAGCUUCUUACAGUUUAUAGUAAAAUAUAUUUUACUGUAAUACUAGUAAGUAAAUCAGGAAGCCAUGCAUUUUGCUUGUAACUUAUGCGAGUUUGGCAUCGCUCCAACGUGAAUAGGACUGUAUCCCCCUAUUCACCCUAGUCACUCAAGUCGCCCUAGUCAUCCUAGUCACCCUAGUCAUCCAAGUCAACCUGGUCACCCUAGUCACCCUAGUCACACUAUUCCCCCUAGUCACCUACAUGUAAGUCACCCUAGUCACCCCAGUCACCCUAGCCUGCGAUCAUGUCCUCUCCCUUUAUCUCUGUAAUCUGUUUUCGGGAAGAGGGCAUGAUACUUUUCUUUCACAGAUCACAUGCAAAAAAGCCAGAAUCUGGACUUUUUUCUGAUUGGAUAGGAAACAAUACGGAUGAUUGGCGCUAUUCUGAUCAGCCAAAACGCCGCCAUCCGUUAGUUGUUGUUGAUUUCAGUCUGCAUUUUUGCUUGCAUAUAAAUGAGCAGUGAAUACACAUGCGAGUUCGUUAUGAAAUUUCUGCCGGCUCAGUUUUCUUGAAUUUAUAGAAUGUCUAAAUAGAAAUUUCAUCCAUUGAAACAUUUGUCCAUUUCAUGGUUUACUAAAAAUUGCAGUCAAAAUUUCACUGAUCAUUUGAAUGUAAUUUGAUACCGGCUACAAGUUACAGAAGCAACAAACAGGUUCACUUUUCAAAUAAUCAAUUCAUGAAUGGAAUCUUGGCCUGGAUUGACUGUAAUUUCCUUCUUCAGAAACCUGCAAAUUAUUCUGAGCAAUCUUUGCUUUCCAUCACUUUUCAGUUCGUGAAAUAUAGUGCUUCAGCCUAAUUUUUUUUCACUGCUUUCGCCACAGAAUAAACAAGCUUUUACCAGUAAAUUCUUUAUUAUUUGUAGCUGUUAAAUUUAGGUAUGGUACGGUAGUAUUUCAUCACCAAAGAAGAAUUUAAAAUUUUUUUUGGGAGGCGCCAUCUGAACGUACUUAAAAAUUUUCUUUUCCCUAAAAUUCAUUUCGAAAGAGACAUUAUUCCCACCAAAGUUUGAUUCCUGUCUGGUAAUUAAAUGCUGAUUGGCUAAUAGCAUGACAGGUCAAGCAGAUGUUAGAUUAUGUAAAUUAGGGGGUGGUUGAUGGCUUGUUAAAUGAAUGUAUCAGCCGUUAUUUUUCCCUCCCGAGCCAAAGAAGCAAAGAAGCAAAAAAAUGCCUGAUCUCAGGUUACAGUCAGCCAUGUUACCCUACUGACCCAAGUUACCCACAUUAGCCAUGUCACCCAAGUGACCUAAAUUCCAAGAGUCACCCAAGUUACUCAACUCACCCAACUGACCAUUAAUAAAUCUACAAUAUUUUCAAAACCCUUACCGGAAUAAGGAUUUGUGAUGGUUAUAUUUUGUCCAAUAUUGUUUUACCACUGGCUUUUUUAAAAAAAUGCAUUUCCUAACAAUAAUUAAGAGGUAAUGUUUUCUCUUUUUUUUCUUAGGUGCACUGUUAUGGUUCUUAGUAAGUGAGUUAUUUUUGGGCUUCAGUCCCAACAGGGUUUAUGCACAUGCUUUGAAGAAGGUUAAAGCAAAUGCUGAGGUAAGCUUGAAAGCAGCCAUGCAUUUGCCCUCUUUCUUUUGGUAAAUGAGAGAAUCCGGGCAGCUGUACACAGGCUAUAGAACACAAGCUCUUUUUGGUCCUUGCCAGUAUUACAGGGACACCCAACGACGAUUUCCUGCUAAAUACAUUGAAAACAGUUUUUAGGCUAUCCAGAGUGCUUUUAGACCUUUACAAAUGAAAUCUUAGCAACGCUAUAAAAUUUGUAUCUGUUCAGUCAUCCUAGGGGAACUUAAGUCUUUUCGAAAUUGCAAGGUCUUCAGUAUUAUUAAUUUUCUUGAAAAGUUGAGAUGCAAUUUAGCGCAUUACGAAAGUGAAAAUUUUUUUGAUGCCUCUCUCCAUCACAUUUUUUAAUCCGAAAAUUUUAGAUUUCGUUUUCCUAUGAAAAAUAGUCUAGCCUGGGGUGUGAAAUGUCAAAAAUUAAACUUCAGAAAAUUGUAGGGAAUUUAAUGUAAGCUUUGAAUAUUGUACCUGAAUGGAACGGUCAUCUGGAAAUUUUUAGUUGUCCUCAAGAAAUAGAAAAUUCUAGUUGCUUCUCUGAAGAGAUAUUUUACAGAAAACAGUCUUCGCGUGCCCCUGAGUAUUGCUGCUGUCUGUUGGCAAUUAGGUAUUUCUAAUGACACUCUCUUUUGUUAGCAUCAUUGCCCAUUAUUUCUAGCAUUUUUUCUCCUGGUUUUUAGGAAGAUUGCUCUUUAUUUGCUUGACAUCCUUGCUUCCUGUUGGUACACUUUAUGUGUUAAGCAUUAUUUUUAUCCAGUGCUUCUCAAUGACAUGAUGGCCUUUAAUUUAAUGGUUCUUACUUUUGCAGGUUGUUGAAGCAAUUGGAGAACCAAUAAUGGGCCAUGGAGAAACAACAUCUAGAGGAAGAAGGAGACAUGUUAGGUAGGGUACACUGUCACCUACUAAAUGGAGGCUAAGUUUGCAUUUUAAUAGUAACCAUCACUGCUGAAGAUAUUGUCUGUAAACCCAAUUUUAAUGACUGUUUCUCUCACUAGUGAAGUGUAGCACAUUUUUUUUUUUACAGUUUAAUAUGGAUAAGUACUAUUAAACCAGGCCCCGGUUGUUCAGAGGCUGAAUAGUGCUAUCCACCGCAUAAAUCUCUAUCCAGCGGAUAGCAUUAUCGAUUUCCGUGAUACUUUCCCACUGGAUAGUGAUUUAUCCGGUGGAUAGCGCUAUCCAACGUCUGAACAACGGGGGCCAGGGUUUUUUUUGUUGGGCAUUUAAAGUACUAAUAAAAUUAACAGCUGAUAUUCACAUGAUCACUUUGAUUGCUGGAAAUAAGAUCUAGUGACUUAUUAGCUAUUACAUUGAAACAACUCCAUUGCUUGACUAUAUCCCAGUUUUCAGUUGUUGGUAGAAUCGUCUGUGGUGGUACAACCUCAUGUUAAUACAAUUGCCUCUUCUCUCUUUUUUACUGGGAUUUUUCCCCUUAUGCAAAAUGGUAUUUUGCUGAAAUAAGCACAAUUUCCAUAAAGGCAGUAUCAAUAAUUAUUGAAAGUAGUAUUCAGUCAAAGGCUUGAGUACCAAUCACAUAACCAUAUGAUGGUCUGUUAAAAUGAUGCAACAAGUAAUUCUGAUAUAGAGUCUGGCAGGUUCCUCAUAUAUUUAUAAGGUUGUUUGGAUUUGUAGAUGUUUUAUUAUUUCAUUGCCAUUCCUUUAUGAUACAGUUACCAAGAGUAUUUAGUGGAAGGUGAAAACUAUAUGCGGGUCAAGUUUUAUGUAAAAGGAUCAAAAAGAAAAGGGACAGUUCAUGCUGAUGUAAAACAGGUAACUCUGUAAAUGAAGUGAGUGACACUCAGUGCCCACUCCUUCAUGCAGCAAUUCACAUAUUAGGUAGUGAAAAAUGGAGAAAAGCAUAAUUUGGCCGGGAAGUGGGAAGAGUGAGGCUGGACAAAGGGAUUGUCUCCCCUCUUUAACAGAGUGUAAAUUAUUAUUUCAAAUUAAAAAUUUUUCCUUAAAUCAUUUUUCCAUGCACAAAUGCCCUGCGUUUUCAAUAAUCAAUAAUGGCAGGUGGUGGGUGCAUGGAAGGAGGAGGGGGAGAAGGAGCCCCCUCUGCAACUACCACAUACAAAAUAAUGAUAUUACUGCCUGCAUUUAGAACUUUUUCCUUAGUAUCACUUAACAAUACUAUUUUCCAUCCAAACUCCUCCUUUUCCUUGGUGUGAAACAUUUUUUUUAUUGAAAUUAAGUCAUCUUACGAAAGAGCACUUCUGCUCACAGUUAGGCAAACAUGUUUCCCAUCUGAUGACAUGAACCCCCACCAUGAUUUCACAGAUUUUUUAAUGGCAAUUGUUCAACCCAGUAGCAUAGCCAUUUAUGCAGGAUACCUAUUUUAAUGGCUACGGAUAGAAAUAAGUUACCUGUACCUUCACAUGUAAGCAGUCAUUAUUAAAAUAAUUUUGUUUUACAGACAUACAGUAUUUGAAAUAAUUGGACAGAAUAUGCAAAUUCUGUAAAUUUUUCACAGAAAUGUGCCCAUUGUUUUCUUUUAUUUCAGGGAUCACGUGGCAAUUUUGACUAUCGCUUCAUCUUUGUAGAACUUUCACCUUAUGAAACAAUAGUCGUCUUGGACAAUCGAUGA
Molecule: messenger RNA, 6276 nt
Organism: Porites lobata
Lineage: Eukaryota; Metazoa; Cnidaria; Anthozoa; Scleractinia; Poritidae
Source: the annotation of a GenBank genome assembly